UAUAUAAUGAUAUGAAAAUAAGAUCUAUUGAUGAAAAUAUAUAUAAUGAAAAGGCUGCCUUGCAAGAAAAAGGCUAUGAAUCUUUAGAGAUCAAUGACUCGCAAAUAUUAGAUAUUAAUACAUUGAUAAAUGCUAUCGAUAAAAAUGAAAAUAUUGGUGAGAUGCAUAUCAAAGGCUGUAAUUUCCUGAAAAAUUCUGGAAUUUUAAUGACUAUAGCAUCUCCUUAUGGCAAAACCAAAAGGCAGCGUUGGACAGAAAAAGAAAAAGAAACAGUACUUCAAGCAUUUUCCACACAUAUGAAAAACUUAACGCUACCGUCUUUACGAGAAAUUCAAGAAACUAAAAAGAAGUAUAGUUGUUUAUUUAAUCGGACAUCGCCGCAAAUAAAAACAUGGAUCCAUAAUAAACAGAAAGCUCUACGACAAUAUGAAUAAUGUCAUUCUGGUAAUUGCAACUGCUUUGAAUUCUUGUUUAUUUCAUUAGAUAAUAUUUUAAAAAAUGUUUUCUUAUCAUUUAAUUAAUACUUCAAACAUAAUACUUCAAAUUUAUUUUAUAUUCUUUCAAGAUGUCAGUUUUCGACAAAAUUUACACCGAUAAUGAAAGUUAUUGAAAGUUGCAAACAAUAUAAUUGUAGCUUUUAAUUUUU
Messenger RNA from Nylanderia fulva, 646 nucleotides. The record is from RefSeq and is a predicted model, not a curated record. Lineage: Eukaryota; Metazoa; Arthropoda; Insecta; Hymenoptera; Formicidae.